Molecule: messenger RNA, 1903 nt
Organism: Zymoseptoria tritici IPO323
Lineage: Eukaryota; Fungi; Ascomycota; Dothideomycetes; Mycosphaerellales; Mycosphaerellaceae
Exons: 1
Coding region: 289-1725 (478 amino acids)
Biological process (GO): carboxylic acid metabolic process
Molecular function (GO): carboxy-lyase activity; pyridoxal phosphate binding
Source: RefSeq, a predicted model, not a curated record
CCUUAGACCACUUUCACCGUCAAUGUCCAACAACAGCCUUGCGCUAGAUCAGCAGCGACAGCAUACUCGGGGGUAGGAGCAGUCUGGCGAAAGCCUCAGCAUCUUGAAACACUCCUGAGGCGACGCUCCACGGUCAACUUCAGGCGCACGAGCUUUCUUUCGGAGUCCUUUCAAGGAAAACGACCGAGAAGCACUCAAGAAAUCCCCAUUUGGUAUCCAUCUCACCCCUAUCAGUGUGGUGCUUCAGUCUUUGUCUCCUACACAUCGUCAACAUUCACUUACUUCGGUAUGAGCGACGAAUCGCAGACCGUCAUACCAUCACAGGCAGCCAUUUCAUCAGCCAGAUCGAAGCUCAUUCGCACACUCCCAGCUCAGGGCUUGGGAAUCGAACACGUUCAGAAACACUUGCAGGAGGACCUCACACCAGCAUUGAGCAACAGCAGCAAGUCAGCGAACUACUACGGCUUUGUCACUGGAGGCUCGACCGAGAUUGCCUCUUAUGCCGACAAUCUGGUAACGCAAUAUGACCAGAACGUUCAAGUCCACCUCUCUCAGGAGACCAUCGCCACAGAUGUCGAGGAUGCUGCUCUGAGACAAUUCUGUGAUCUGAUCGAUUUUCCAGCGGAGCAAUGGCAACAUCGGACCUUCACGACUGGAGCUACUGCAAGUAAUAUUCUCGGCCUUGCCUGCGCGAGAGAGUACGUGCUCUCAGCGCGAGGUGCGAGUGUCUCCGUAGAUGGCAUGUAUGAAGCCAUGAGGCAAGCCGAGAUCGACCAUGUCCAAAUCCUCACCACUGCGCCUCACUCAUCUCUUGGAAAAGCCGCAUCCAUCGUGGGACUCGGCAGAUCAUCUAUCAUCGAUCUAGGCCUCUUCCAGGCGAAACACAACUUCGACUUCGCUGCGUUGGAAGAGGCACUCAAACGCCCUCGCACCGCCUCCAUCAUCGUGAUAUCAUGCGGAGAAGUAAACACAGGCUACUUUGCCACGUCCGAAGCCGAUAUGCAAAAGAUCCGCAGGCUUAGCGACACCUACGGAGCCUGGAUCCAUAUCGACGCUGCAUUUGGCCUAUCCGCUCGGAUCCUCCCUAGAGACGACCCAUCCUACCGCGCUCUCGUCGGCGGAGUCAGAGAUAUCGAAUUGGCAGACUCCAUCACCAGUGACGCCCACAAAUUGCUCAAUGUACCCUACGACUGUGGCAUCUUCCUUUCGAGGCAUCUCGAGCUCGCAACAAGAGUCUUUCGGAACUCCAACGCAGCGUACCUCAGCACUUCAUCUAUGGGCGAGAUCGCCUCACCCCUUAACAUCGGCAUCGAAAAUAGCCGGCGAUUCCGCGCACUACCCGUCUACGCCAGCUUGGCAGCGUACGGUCGUGACGGGUACAGAGAAAUCCUCGAGCGACAAAUCGGCCUCGCAAGGAGUAUAGCCGAAUUCAUCCAAAGCACGCCUGGACCUGAAUUGCUGCCGCGCUACCCGCCUUCGUUUGCGAAAGUCAAGGAACAAGGGAUCAGUCGGAUUUACAUUGUGGUUCUGUUCAAGGCGGCGGACGAUAAUGUCAAUGAGCGACUUGUCCAGCGGGUGAAUGCGACUCGUAGGAUAUAUAUCAGUGGCACGCAAUGGGAUGGGAAACCUGCUGCGAGAUUCGCGGUGUCAAAUUGGCAGGUUGAUGUAGCGCGGGAUCUGGCGCUGAUUAAAGAGGUGCUGUUGGGCGUGCUCUCGCCGGAGUAGUCUCUUCGACAGCAUCCAGCUUUAAACGAUCCACUGCGUGACCAUAGACUCGCCAUCUAACAUAGAUGAGACACGAGAUCUCGCUCGCUCUUCAAGAUUUCGAACAAGAUUAAGGCCUGCCUGUGCAGUGUUCCAAUUCGGUGCUAUGCAAGUAUAAACAACGGGUAUCGUGCUCCUU